Molecule: messenger RNA, 4424 nt
Organism: Paramecium tetraurelia
Lineage: Eukaryota; Ciliophora; Oligohymenophorea; Peniculida; Parameciidae
Exons: 5
Biological process (GO): phosphatidylinositol phosphate biosynthetic process
Cellular component (GO): endosome membrane
Molecular function (GO): metal ion binding; 1-phosphatidylinositol-3-phosphate 5-kinase activity; ATP binding
Source: RefSeq, a predicted model, not a curated record
AUGGAUUAGCAAUUAUCUGGGGUGCUCAUAAAGAGGGAUAAAUGGAAGGCUGAGAGUAAGGUGACGAAGUGUGAACAUUGCGACAGACAAUUCUACUAUUUGUUUAGAACCAAACACCAUUGUAGGAAAUGUGGAUUGGUAUUUUGUUCGGAUUGUAGCAGCAACUUCAUCGAUGGCAUUCAUUUCGCAUAAAACACAGAGAAGAAAGUAAGAUUGUGUGGAGUUUGUUAUGAUUAAGUAUUAAAAUUGUUGAAAGCAUAAGGAUACAAAUUAGAAAAUGCAUUUGAAACCAGAGUGGUCAGUGUGUCUAUUGACAAGGGGUAAUUGAAUUUAUCGAGAAGAGAAUCGAUACAUAAAUUGGAUGAUCAAUCCUACUCUAUCUCCAGAUCACAAACCACUCAAGUGACUGAAGAAUAGGAGGAUAACAUGAAUAAUGAUUAGGAAUUCAAUCCUGAGAUCAUUUAGGUGAGUAUACAAAGUUAUUUUCCCCCUGAAGAGUAGAACAAAAAUAAGGAAUCUGAAUUAUUGAAAUCCUAAUUGUCACUCCUGAAAGAAAAGUGUUAUUCUUAAAUGGAAAAUAUUUGUGAUCAUAGUUUAAAGAUCUUCAUUCAACCUCAACGCAAUCACGACAACCACUUCGAAGGACUCAAAUCAACGACAUUUGAAUUUGUGAAGCGAGCAGUUGAGGACAUUUAGUUUUCAUCUCUCAACUCCGACCCAUUGGACAUCACUUGCUAUGUGAAAACCAAGUUGCUCCCAUACAAGGAUUACUCAUUGACUUGUUACUUCCCAGGAAUUGUUAUCAGAAAGAACAUUGCGUUGAAGAGAAUGUAAACUGAACUCUACAAACCUCGUAUUUUGAUUAUCCAUGGGAAUCUGGAUUUCAUAGAAGAGACUUAACAAUUUGAUGAUUUCAUAUUGAAAGAAAAAAGAGUGCUCCAAGAUUACAUCGAGAAAAUUAAAGAGAACUUCAAGCCUACCAUUAUCAUCGUUGAGAAAUCAGUCAGUAAAGUGGCAUUGGAUAUUUGUUGCAAAUUCAACAUCACAGUUGUUCAGAAUGUGAAGAUCCAUCAAUUAAGAAAGAUAGCCAAAUGCACAGGUUCUAAAUUUGUGCGUCUAGACAAAUUGGAUGGCUAUAUACAGAAGGAGACAUAGGUGACUGGGAAUUGUGAGAAGAUUUUCUUUCGCAAUUUCCCAAGGCCAACUCUUGACAAAUAGGAUGUAAGUGGAAAGGAUAAUACACUGAUGUUCAUUGAAACAAAGGACGGCAAGAAUGGAGUGACAAUUAUGUUAUCAGGACCACAGGAAGAUUUACUAUAAAAAUGGAAAUAGUGCAUUGUUGGAUGCAUGAGAUUGGGCAAACACUUCGAUGUGGAAAGAUACAUAAUAGUGUGUGAGUAGAAAUUAAGAUAAAAUAAACAAUUCAAUUUUUGUGUGGGUGAUUUUACAAAGUUUUUACAUGAAAAGGUGAAUCUCAAAGAAGUCAUCAAACCUGAUCUAGCUUAUGUAAAAAUUAAUUAUGCUAGAGCAGACAUUCACAACUUUAAUGAUAUCAAGGACAUGAAUGCCCUAUUGGCUUAUUAAAAAGAGUUUCCACCUCAGAAGGAUAAGGUGGUUGACUUCUUUGCUGAUAUGUGCAACAUGCCAACUGAGAAACCCAAGGCUUAUUAUCAAUCAAAUGAUGAUAUGUCCAUAGGUGCAUUCAUCAUUCUCAAAGUGGCUAAUCUGCAAUUCAGAUGCGAAUAUUGUAAAUUGCCCCGGAAUAGUCAUGUUUCCAUCUAUUACAAUGCUGGCAGAUAUGUGAAAUUCAGUGUGGAUGGGUCGAUGAAUCAAAUCAAAUAGAUAGUGUUGCAGAAGGAAUAAUCGCAAGUUCAGCAGAGUGAUGAGAAUAGAACAUUUCUAUUGAAAGACUUGCCAAGCAUCAUCAAACAGAAUCAUUCCAAUGAAAAGAUAUAGAUUGAAACUUACUUCGAAUGCAAUCUCUGCAUGCAACAACUAACAGAUAGGGUCAUCUUGAGUUAGAAAUACUUGGAGUACUCCUUCUUAAGAUUCUUGUAGCAAUUGUUCCUCACUCAAAACAAUAGUACAAAUCAAUUUCAGAAUGCAACAUCAUGCAAUCACACUCAAGUGUAAAGAGUCUACUCCUAUUACGGGUAUCAGAUGAAAGUGAUGGUGGGGGAAUUCGAUGUCUAUCAAACUACCUUGUUGAAUUUCUCUGAUAGUUCAUUAAGUGAUCAUCUAAAAAUUUGGGAGUAGAACUACAUCAGACAACACAGAGAUGAAUUGAUGAAUAAGUUGAAUACCUUUGGAAUUACAUUGAUCAAUCUCAUACCCAAAUCAUUAGCCAAAGGCGAGAUUGAUUUACUCAUCAAAUCAAUUAAACAACUCAAGGAGGAAUGCGAGAAGAUACUGGCUGAAACACAAUACACAUCAAUCUUUUAAGUUCUCAAGUAGUCCCAAGACUUUGGACUCCAGUACAAGAACAUCAUGCAAAGUAUCCAAGAACACAAGAAGAAGAAGGAAUUGAAUCCAGAUUUUAAAAAUAUCAUACAGAAUGCUGCUGUGAAUUUGAAGAAUCAAGAUUCCAUCUUAACCAAUAACACCAAUACCAUCAAGACUACUUAUGAAUUAGAGAAGGUUGAUUCUGGAAACAAUUUAAAUGAAGUCAAGCAGUAUCAUUCGAAUUAAGAAUUAGAAGAACACCAUCUCCAAUCAGGAUAAAAACAUUCAUUAUAAGAAAUUGAAGAAACAAAUCAUAGAGAAAGUUCAGGAAAGAAUGAUUUGAGUGAUCUUAUCAUACCACCCAAUUUUUCAUCUGACGCUGACAUCCAAUAGUCACCUCUAUUUGUUAGAAAUCACAGAAGAAAUGGAUCUGAGAUUCAAAACAACUACGUCAUUAAUUUAGUUGAUGCCAAUCAAGGGUUACAACAAUCCAUUCAAAAAACUCAUCAUGAUUCCAAUAAAGACCUUGACAAUGUGAAUAUUAACCAAUCUAACAAUUUCAUCCCUGCUGUCGAUGUCAAUUAGAAUAAUAACUUCUAAAAAGAAUGGAAUAUAAGUUCCUUCCUUGCAGAAUAAUAGAAAUUGAUCAAGUCUCAGAUGAUUUAUGUAAAUGUUUAUUCUUUACUCUAGGAAUUUGUUCCAAUCUACGAGAAUCAGCCCUUAUCCUAUUUAUCGUUCACACUCAAUCACCCCAAAUACAUCAAUGAAAUUUAUCAAAAAGAAAAUUUUGGCAUGAUUGAGUCUGUUCAAAAAUCAUCUGAGUAGGCUAAACUGUUCUUCUAAUAAUUAUUAUCCCCCAAGGAACAGAAGUAAGAAGUUGAAAACAUCAGAUACAUGAGUGUUGAUUUAGGUAACAAUAAUUUAAAUCAAUAAUAAAUAUAUUAGAAAUAGGAUAAUAGGGACAUCUUUGUAUUGAAAAUCAAUUACGAUGUUGAAAAAAAGAAUGAAAAAUCAAAUACUUUGAUAAUGCAAUAACAAUAAAUCUAAAACAACCUAUCCUCUCAAUUUGAUGAUGCUCAAACACUAUAAGAAAAAUCAUUACCAUUAAAUAAUCCUUAAUAAUUUGUACCCACUGCCCAAGCUAGAAAAAACAAGUGGAUUGAAGUGUUAAUCUACUUUCCUACUCAAUUUGAAGCUCUUAGAUUACUUGCAGGAAUCACCUUAGCUUAAUUCAUCAAAUCCAUCUCAUCCACUAAUAUUUGGAGUGCAUCUGGAGGUAAGUCUCAGUCUAAAUUCUACAAAUCCAAUGACGAGCUAUUUGUAUUCAAAAAAUUAGAAUAAGACAAAGAGUUUAUGAUGUUUAAACAAUUUGCCCUAGACUAUUUCAAACACAUGUACAGACACUUUUAUGAAUCCAAACCCUCUCUAUUAAGCAAAAUCUUUGGAAUGUUUGAAAUUAGAGACAGAGGACAAACCGAGUACUUUUUAGUCAUGGAAAAUCUGUAUUUCGGAAUGGGUGAUCCCUCUAAUCUCCUGGUGUAUGAUCUCAAAGGAAGUGAAACCAAUAGACUAGAGAAAAAGAAGAAAGGAGUUCUUUUAGAUACGAAUUUCAGAAUUGACAGAAAUUCAGAACCCAUACCUAUUCUCAAGGAAAAUUACAGAUACAACGACAGAGCAUUCCAAAUCGAUUGUAAAUUCCUAAAUAAGCAAAAUGUUAUUGAUUAUUCAUUAUUAUUGAUCAUCGACUAAAAGUAAAAGAAAUUGAGGAUGGGUAUCAUUGAUUAUCUAAGAUUUUACACUUGGGACAAGGAAACCGAACAUUAUUUAAAAUAUUUAUUAAAAGGAGGAAUGGUGCCCACCAUUGUUAAUCCUGGAGAUUAUAAAAAAAGGUUCAUUAAUGCAAUAUUAAAAUAUUUUAUACCAGUGUGAAUAAAUAAAUUAUUAAUACUUUUCUUUUCAAUAAUAUUAGUAAAAUUUGUCAA